CUUUAAACUGAACUCUAUUAAAGUGUAAACCCUACUCCCGCGGAUCUCACUCCUUCCGAUCCGUUUUCGUACUCACUCAGAAAUGGCGAGUCGACUCUCUAUCGCUCUAGCAUUUGCCGCUCUGCUUUUCUUCUCCAACUCCGUUCUCUGCAAGGAAUCCAAGGCCAAAGACCUGGACGACGACGAUGAGGAUCUGAGCUUUCUCGAGGAAUCCGACGACAAGAGCGACGCCAAUCACGGCGGCCACAACCACUAUCCAGAUCCGGACAAUUUCGACGACGAAGGCGAUGACGACUUCGGGAAUUUCUCCGAUUUCGACGAGCCGGACGCCGAUCAGGAGGCCUACAAGGAGCCAGAAGUGGACGACAAGGACGUCGUCGUUUUGAAGGAGAGGAACUUCACCGGCGUGAUCGAGAACAACCAGUUCGUGAUGGUCGAGUUCUACGCGCCGUGGUGCGGUCACUGCCAGGCUCUGGCUCCCGAGUACGCCGCCGCGGCGACGGAGCUCAAGGGAGAGAAUGUCGUUUUGGCGAAAGUCGACGCCACGGAGGAGAACGAGUUGGCUCACGAGUACGAUGUCCAAGGCUAUCCGACUAUCUACUUCUUCGUCGAUGGCGUUCACAAGCCUUAUUCCGGUGCGAGGAACAAGGAGGCCAUAGUUACUUGGAUUAAGAAGAAGAUUGGACCUGGUAUCAACAACAUUACAACAACGGAGGACGCCGAACGCAUUUUGACUUCUGAAAGCAAAGUCGUUUUGGCUUACUUGAACUCUUUGGUGGGUUCGGAAAGUGAUGUACUUGCUUCUGCAUCACGACUUGAAGAUGAUGUCAACUUUUACCAAACAGUGAAUCCUGAUGUGGCAAAGCUUUUCCACAUUGAGCCUGAAGUGAAACGGCCCGCCUUGGUCCUACUUAAGGAGGAGCCUGAAAAAUUGAUCCACUUUGAUGGUAAAUUUGAUAAGUCGUCCAUAUCUGAGUUCGUGUUUGCCAAUAAGCUUCCUCUGGUUACCAUUUUCACGAGGGAAAACGCUCCUGCAGUUUUUGAAAGUACAAUUAAGAAACAGUUGCUGCUGUUUUCUACUAAAAACGAUACAGAGAAGGUUGUCCCAAUUUUUCAAGAGGCGGCAAAGUCUUUCAAGGGAAAGCUUAUUUUUGUUUACAUCGAAAUGGACAAUGAAGAUGUUGGGAAGCCAGUCUCAGAAUAUUUUGGUGUUAGUGGAGAUGCUCCGAAGGUUAUUGCGUACACUGGAAAUGAUGAUGGCAAGAAAUUUGUGCUUGAUGGAGAAGUGACCGUGGAUAAUAUUAAGGCUUUUGGGGAGGAUUUCUUGCAAGACAAGCUAAAGCCUUUCUUAAAGUCGGACCCCAUUCCUGAAACUAACGACGGUGAUGUAAAGAUAAUUGUUGGAAAUAAUUUUGAUGAGAUUGUUUUGGACGAAUCAAAGGAUGUGCUUCUGGAGAUUUAUGCACCUUGGUGUGGCCAUUGCCAAGCUCUGGAGCCAACAUACAACAAGCUUGCGAAACACCUACGGGGCAUUGAAUCUAUCGUUAUAGCCAAGAUGGAUGGAACCACAAAUGAGCACCCCAGGGCAAAGUCGGAUGGGUUUCCAACAAUUCUCUUCUUCCCUGCUGGAAACAAGAGCUUUGAUCCGAUUACCGUAGACACUGACCGUACGGUGGUAGCAUUUUACAAGUUUCUGAAGAAACAUGCAUCAAUCCCCUUCAAGCUCCAGAAACCGACUACAUCUCCGAAAUCUGAGAGUCCUGAUGCAAAAGAGACCUCGGAUGGUACUCAGAGCACUGAAACUAGCACUAAAGAUCUUAAGGAUGAGUUGUGAGGAGUUUAAUUUUUUUUCUUCUCCUGCUUUAUAGCAAGGAAUAUUUAUCAAUAGAUGACGAUAGGAUCAGACGGACUAGAAAAGGAAGAAAACAAACCCCUCUUCCUGGGAAAAAGGGACAAAAACGAUUAAAAAAAAGAAAGAAAGAGUGCAUCGAGUUAAAAGAGAGGUGUAUUAACGCAUUUAAGUUUUGAGUUUAUAUCCUGUAAUAGAGUUCUUUUGAGGAAUUAAUAAAGACUCCUUUCUACCUCUUGAUUCUUUGAGUGUUUAUGUGGACUUCUAUUUGCUUUUAACUGAUUUGUACACAGCAGGACAGUU
Morus notabilis is the source of this 2152-nucleotide messenger RNA. Its product is annotated as protein disulfide isomerase-like 1-4. Gene Ontology annotation, biological process: response to endoplasmic reticulum stress; protein folding. Gene Ontology annotation, molecular function: protein disulfide isomerase activity. The coding region runs from base 83 to 1834 and encodes 583 amino acids. The transcript is spliced from 12 exons. NCBI's taxonomy places the organism in Eukaryota, Viridiplantae, Streptophyta, Magnoliopsida, Rosales, Moraceae. Gene Ontology annotation, cellular component: endoplasmic reticulum. The record is from RefSeq and is a predicted model, not a curated record.